AUGCAUGCGGUCACGACGGACGGUGAGAGCACGACCGAGGAGAAAACCAGCACGAUCUCGUACAAAUUCAAAUCGGAGGACACAAUCGCGGCUGGAUCCUGUGUCCUCCAGGCGAUCCGUGGAGAGCUCGACACCACCAACGAUGCCGCCCGCGCCCAUCACAGCUUUCAAGUCUACUUCCCGGAACUCAAGCUAUCCGCUACGGCAACCGAUGCAGAGCCCAUCGUGGAUAGUCUCAGCACGGUCUUUUCCGAGAUCAAGCCGGUGAACUAAGGCCGUGAUGAGAUAAGGUUCGCUCAAUGUAAUCCGUCAUCCUGAGGUGGCCGCGCGAAGCGCGGCCCUCG
Molecule: messenger RNA, 344 nt
Organism: Chara braunii
Lineage: Eukaryota; Viridiplantae; Streptophyta; Charophyceae; Charales; Characeae
Source: the annotation of a GenBank genome assembly